Molecule: messenger RNA, 779 nt
Organism: Panicum hallii
Lineage: Eukaryota; Viridiplantae; Streptophyta; Magnoliopsida; Poales; Poaceae
Product: phytosulfokines 5-like
Exons: 3
Coding region: 153-500 (115 amino acids)
Biological process (GO): cell population proliferation
Cellular component (GO): extracellular region
Molecular function (GO): growth factor activity
Source: RefSeq, a predicted model, not a curated record
AAGUAUCAAAACGAAAGGCCAAAGCCCCACCAGCAGCCAACCAGCAGUUUCUCCCUCACCUCUAUUCAAGCAGUAGCAGUACAGCGCUUCUCCUCUCGCCCUUCGACAGCGCAGCACACUUCAACUGUUCAAGCCACGCGCGCACGGCAGAGAUGAGGCGUUGCAGCGGUCUCUCUUCGCCCGUAGCCGCUGUUGCCCUGCUCCUCCUCCUCAUCUGCUUCUUCCACCGCGCGGCGGCGGCUCGCCCCCUGCCGGCUGCUGCUGUUCCUCUUCAGCUAGUUCGCCAAGAGGAUGAGGCCAAGGUGGCUGCAGCUGAUGAGCCGGUGCUUCAGAAAGGCGCCGCCGGUAGUGGCGAUGAGCUCUCGGUCUCGGCCGCUGAGGUGAUGGAAGCAGCGGAGGAGCCGGCGUGUGAGGAGGGGAACGACGACUGCAUGCAGCGGCGGCUGCUCCGCGACGCGCACCUCGACUACAUCUACACCCAGCACAAGGGCAAGCCAUGAGCGAGGACGAUCCUCAUCUUCUGGGGUUGGGUUAGGAGUGUGUGGGGGGGCAAAGUCGUACAUGCUGCAAAGUUGACACUGGGAAUCUCAUCAUCUAGUAUAUCUACCAUCUGCUACCUACUUACAAUUUCUGCCACUGAUCGAUUAGUAUCCGGGAUCCAUGUAGGAUUAAUCAUUAAUAUAUGUGUGUGACUGUCAUCGAUCACCUCGUUUGUACAUCGUCUCGUCUCUCUUGGUCAUGUCUAAUACAUGCAUGGUCGUUACCACCAUUUUCUUCCA